This is a messenger RNA of Temnothorax curvispinosus, 1145 nucleotides long. RefSeq names its product ADP-ribosylation factor-like protein 16. Gene Ontology annotation, molecular function: GTPase activity; GTP binding. The transcript is spliced from 2 exons. NCBI's taxonomy places the organism in Eukaryota, Metazoa, Arthropoda, Insecta, Hymenoptera, Formicidae. The coding region runs from base 598 to 1125 and encodes 175 amino acids. The record is from RefSeq and is a predicted model, not a curated record.
UAUUUAGAAAAGUGCAUAUGAUAUAUAUAUCCACACAUUGUGUAAAUGUAAAAAUAAUUUAUAAUAAAUUUACACAUCUAUACUCAUUUACUGAUACAUACGUACACACAUAUAGGAAUUUUUUUUAUAUCGCGAUAUUUUCCUGAAGUCAUAGGCUAUGAUAGAAUUGUAUUUUCAAUUAAGAUGUUUGAUUGCGUUAUUGAUUAUACUCAUAAAAUAAGAAAGAAAUAACUGAAGUUUGAAGUUGAUAUAAGUAAUAUAUAGAUUAUUAGAUUUUAAGAUACUAUAGUUGACUUUCGACCAGUGCUAUUUAAAUAGAAAGUUUUAAUAGAAUAUCGUGAUUAAACUAUUUCUUUUUAUUAUUGAAGUUUGCAACUAUAAACAAGUUUUACAACUAUAUGCAUUACGCGUUUUAUUUGAAUCGUUCGCAGAGGUAUGUUCUGGCGUCGAAUCUGUUAAAUCAAUAUUCAUCUGUUGUCCCCUAUAAAUCUCCGAGAACUGCAGACGCGCGCGUCUAUUAAUUGAGCGAUUCAUAGACGCAUCUUAUUGUUAGUAUAAGGUUAACAACAGUUAAUAGAAUUUUGAGUACAGAAAAAAAUGUGUCUCUGCCUUGGACCAUUCAAAUCGGGCAAAACUCUCCUAAUGAAAAGUCUCCAAGGAGACGAAAUCGACGAUGCGACUCAUACUGUGCCUACCAAUGGAAUAAAUAUAUAUACUGUAAAAAAUGAUACUGGCGAAUUCGAUAUGGUGAUUAAAGAGAUAGGCGGUAAUAUGGCACCGAUAUGGAAGCAUUAUUUUGAUAAGAUCCAUAAAAUAAUCUACGUGGUGGAUACCAGUAAUCUUUGCCAAAUAAGUGCCGCGGGCGUGCUGCUUUAUUCUUUCCUCGUGGAGCCGCGAUUACGGAACGUGAAGGUCGCGCUCAUCUUGAACAAAAUGGAUGUUUCAUAUCGUCAGAUGAGAAACGAAGCUCUGCUGAUGCUGCAAUACGCGCGUUUACAAAAGGAGGUGACGCAGAAGAUCACCGUGUUGGAAACCAGUGGUAUGACGGGCCAGGGGAUAGAGAGCUUACGCAGCUGGCUGUUCGAUCCGGAAACGCUGCGUGCCACGCUGAAGGCUAAUAAAUAGGCGACGAUUGACGUCGCACG